Aspergillus ochraceoroseus IBT 24754 is the source of this 723-nucleotide messenger RNA. RefSeq lists its product as uncharacterized. The transcript has 8 exons. The coding region runs from base 1 to 723 and encodes 240 amino acids. Lineage: Eukaryota; Fungi; Ascomycota; Eurotiomycetes; Eurotiales; Aspergillaceae. The record is from RefSeq and is a predicted model, not a curated record.
AUGACAGACACCGAUGAUGAUCGACUGGAUCGAAAACUCAAAAAGCACCCGGAAAUUACAUUACGCACUGGCACCCAAGGCCGCAAGCGUUGGGUAAUACCGGUAAUACCGGUCAUGCGCAUCGGCUUUGGUGCCAAACUCGGGAAGGCCCGAAGGAUGAUUCAAGAUGGCGCGACAAUCUGCCACAUCUGGUCAUCAACGCCCGCUCCAGCAGUUCUUGCGCGUCUUUUUACCAGGGUAUAUGCCAUCGAAUUCCAACCGACUCUACUCCGUACCCCUGGCUGCCUGGCUGCUUGCGAUUUCGUUCCCCACGAACCCACCCACCCAACCAUCUUUCUAGUGAGCUUCCCUGAUGACGAUCUGCGCUCGAUGGCUGGGUUCACCAACGUGGCGGUCGGGGUCAUUGUUCCAGAAGCCCGGUGUUUUUGUCUCUCUGGUUAUCCCUAUUUCAUAAGAGUCUCGAUUCUCGAACUCACCAUCAACCUGCAAUUUAGCACUGAUUUUCAUGCGACUGUACAUAAUCUGCGCGACAGUACACUCUACAGAUUUCGUGUCACCUUGCGAGGGGCAGCCUGCACCGCAGCAAGUAUGGUGAUCCCGCUGCAACAUAGUCUCCAUGUGUUUGUCGCUCGCAAUAUGCCCCUUGGUGCAACAUCGGCUAUCGACAAUACGAGCAGAAGAAAAAGCGCCGCAGUAAGACAAAUCGCAGUGCCUGGUACCUAG